CAAAUACAACCAAGCCAAUAUUUCCCCUCGAGCCAAAUGUUCACCUAAGCCUUGCCUUGCUCUGCUCUAUGUUUUCUUGUUUCUUCUGCUGCUUCUUCCCUAGCUCUGUUUCGAUUUUUAAUCAGAGGCUACUUCUCUUCAAAUCAAUCAAGACUUGUAUUUCCCAUUUUAGGAAGAGGAAUGAAUCAUAACUUCCCAUCUGCUAUGACAAGUCCAGCACCGCCAGACCAAUCAAUUCCGUUGGUUGGAUAUAGAUUCCACCCGACCGAUGAUGAACUGGUUGAUCAUUUUUUGAAGCUUAAGAUGCUUGGUCGUGAUAAUGUCAAGCCACCGAUCCCUCAAAUUAAAGUUUGUGAUUUUGAGCCUUGGGAUAUUCCUGCUCUUGUCAACACAAACUUUGAGGAUCAAGUGUGGUAUUUCUUUUGUGCCCGCGACUACAAGUAUUUGCAUAGUCGGCGGUCUAACCGAACAACUAAGGCUGGAUACUGGAAACCUACCGGCAAGCCUCGCAAGGUGAAGGCCAAGCGUACCAAGGAAGAGAUUGGUACAAAAAGAAGUUUGGUCUUUUAUAUUAAAGAUCAUCCUAAACCGAGAAGGACCAAAUGGAUCAUGCACGAAUAUGAAUGCAUUCCUAAUUCCACCUUGGCAACUCAGGGGAAUUUCCUUCUCUAUAAAUUAAAGUCGAGGCCGGAUGCAAACAUCAACCAAGGGGAACCAAGUCAGACGACUUUGGCUUCGGAUCUUGAAAAUCAAGCUCUAAAUGAGAUGGUUGUUAAUUUCUCAUCGGAUGUGUAUGAACAGGGCAUUCCUUCGGCUGUGGAUUUAGAUUGUAAUAAUCUGAGUAAGACUAUGUCAACCUAUGAGAAAGGAGAGCGGAACCGCCUCGUAGAGGUAACCACUGAUUCCGCUGGUGAUGAAGUUGAAUCACGUUAUUGUUUGGGUUAUGAACUAGAAGCUCAAAAUCCGAAUGAGGCGACUCCUGCGUCAUCCUGUAAGACGAUGGAUUUUGAUUUGCAAAAUCCUGAUCAGAAAACGGACAUAUCAGAAGCCUCUGAAGAAGGUGAAUGGAGUCCUGCACUCACACCCUCGGGGAAAAGUGAUAUGUCCGCUUCGUCAAUUGCUGCUGAUUUAGAAAAUAAUGCAGCAAAGGGUACAAUAUUUGAGGUAGAUCCUCUAGAGACAUUUUAUAAUGGAUUGGAAGCAUUCCUUGAGCUAGAAGAGGACUUUAACGCUGCACUUCUACCUCGUACGAGCACAAACGAAAGCCUCUCUUACACUAGAUUUGAUAUGCCUCUGUUCUUACAGGGGUACUAGCUAAAAUAUGUCUGUAAGACAGAUCUAUGUCCAUGUCCUUAACUUCUUAUUAGAAACCCAAAAACAUAAAUGCAACUUGAAGCUGUAAUCCUCCAACUUGUACCCUAAAUCUUAAUUUAUAGAUCUAUAUAUUAUUAUCUUACGAGAUGUUAAUAUUUUGA
Molecule: messenger RNA, 1475 nt
Organism: Ricinus communis (castor bean)
Lineage: Eukaryota; Viridiplantae; Streptophyta; Magnoliopsida; Malpighiales; Euphorbiaceae
Product: NAC domain-containing protein 96
Exons: 5
Coding region: 181-1314 (377 amino acids)
Biological process (GO): regulation of DNA-templated transcription
Molecular function (GO): DNA binding
Source: RefSeq, a predicted model, not a curated record